AUGAUUUUGACAAACAUAACCAGAGUGAGUGGCUUCCUCCUCCUGGGGUUCUCUGACAACCAAGACCUGCAAAUCCUACAUGCUUUGCUCUUCUUGCUAGUGUACCUGUUGGCCUUGGCAGGUAACUUCAUUAUAAUCACCAUCACAACGCUGGACCCACAGCUCCAAUCUCCAAUGUAUUUUUUCCUGAAGCACCUUUCCCUUCUUGACCUCUCCUCCCUGUCUGUCACUGUCCCCCAGUCUAUCCACAGUUCCCUGACUGGCAGUGGGUACAUUUCCUACGCCCAGUGUGUGCUGCAGGUUUUCUUCUUCAUAUGCUUCGCUUGGGGUGAGGUGGCCAUCCUCACACUGAUGUCCUAUGACUGCUAUGUGGCCAUCUGCCUCCCAUUGCACUAUGGGGUCAUCAUAGCUCCCAGAAAGUGCAGGUGGGCUGUGAUAGCUGUGUGGCUAAGUAGAGGCAUCCUGGGAACCUUGUACAUAGCAACCACAUUCUCUAUCAGAUUCUGCAGGGCAAAAAUAAUCCACCAGUUCUUCUGUGAUGUCCCUCAGUUGCUCAAGCUCUCAUGCUCCAAUGAUUAUCUUGGAGUGGUUGGAGUGGUUGUUUUUAUUUCUUUGGUUGUAUUUGUCUGCUUCUUUGCCAUCACCCUCUCCUAUGUAAAGAUAUUCUCCACAGUCUUCAGAAUGCCCUCUGCUAAAGGCUGGUCUAAGGUCUUCUCCACCUGUCUGCCUCACCUCUGUGUGGUCUCAUUUUUUCUGUUCACAGCCGACAUUGCAUAUCUAAAGCCAACCUCAGGCUCAUCAACUGCUCUAGAUCUCAUGCUCUCCAUGUUUUACACAGUAGUUUCCCCAAUACUCAACCCUGUUAUCUACAGUCUAAGGAAUGAGACCAUUAAGCGGGCACUAAGGAAGUUACUUUUAGGUGGAGAAUUCAUUGGAAAAUGA
Messenger RNA from Nannospalax galili (Upper Galilee mountains blind mole rat), 942 nucleotides. Its product is annotated as olfactory receptor 14J1-like. Gene Ontology annotation, biological process: G protein-coupled receptor signaling pathway. The transcript has a single exon. Lineage: Eukaryota; Metazoa; Chordata; Mammalia; Rodentia; Spalacidae. Gene Ontology annotation, cellular component: membrane. Bases 1 to 942 code for a protein of 313 amino acids. The record is from RefSeq and is a predicted model, not a curated record. Gene Ontology annotation, molecular function: G protein-coupled receptor activity; olfactory receptor activity.